CAUCUGUAGCGCUGUAUUAUUGCGACUGCAGGUACCACUUUUGUUUUGAUUAACUUUAAUGAAUGUUCAUUUAGGCAAAUAAUUUAACAACGAAUGCUUUAAGAUACACGACAGUUAAUGAAACAAAGCAGCCAUGUAUUUGGAAUCAACGAGUUUACCUCAAUAAGCCUGUCCUAAUGAACAUCAUCAUCAUUGUUUGUUCAUGGGUUCUGUUUGCGUCGCAAGUGGAAUGCAACAUCCCAAUAUUUACGCAUCCGUCUGGAGGGGACCAAACUACACCACCAUGUGCCGAGAACAUGCCUGUAUCAACAAGUGUAGAUUCAGUAACUCUAGCAGAUACUACAGGCUUCAACGUAGCCAUCCACAGUCAGACUCCUCCAUUUCCCCCAUUUCAAAUGACUUUUGCGGAUAUAAAGUGGAAUCUGAUUACGCCGGCUUCUGUUACUAUCGACCGAGAAAAAACCCAAAAUUUUACGUUUGUUUUCAUCGGUACAGACGGCAGUGCAGACCCUAGAAACACCGUUCUGAGCAUCCCGUUGACUUUGAUCAUAGAAGACGAGAACGACAACUUUCCCCAGUUUUUAAACGAUUCCUACGCACGGAUUAUUUAUGAUUCAGUGAUCCCGGAAUUCGUUUUAUUAACAAUACAAGCUUCAGACGCCGAUGCCUCUCCGAAAAUCACAUAUUCCAUUACAGCGGGAGACGACGACAACACUUAUUUUAUUGACCCAAACACAGGAAAUUUAACAGUAACCACACCUGGGAACCUUAACCCGGUCACCAUACCAUCAUAUAACCUCUCUGUUCAGGCAAAUGACAGUAGAAAUGUGAACACUACUUUUGUGACUAUACACGUUUUAGAUGACCCAUGUGUUCCAACACCGUGUGCUAAUAAAGGAACAUGCUGCAGAAACCAUACAAACUAUACGUUUACGUGUGCUGUUGGUUGGCUCGGAGAUACCUGUAACAAGAGUACAGUCGACUUAAUUUUGAACCCAUGUAUCUCUAACCCGUGCGCAAACGGCGGCACGUGUGUUGUUAUUGGGAAAUCGUUUAAGUGUAUAUGUGCUUCGGGUAUCCAAGUGCCCAACUGUAGUAUCACCGACCCAACAACAAUCUCAUCAACCAAAUCUCAAGGUGAUCCUUGCAGUUCUAAACCAUGUCAAAACGGGGGAACAUGUUCGGUUGCUGGAACUUCGUUUGAUUGCCGAUGAAGCUCUGAUUUUACGGGAAAUACGUGUUCUAUGAUCACAGCAAACACCGUCUCGCUCACAACACCACACGGAAAACAUAAUGGUAGUUCUAAGAAUUGAAUGGCGGUCUACGUCGUCGCCCUAGUAAUGAUGGUUGCAGUUGUGAUGUCUUAACUCAAAGGCAUGCCAUGUUAGUUUGCUUUAAAUUGUCUGUGUUUAUUAUGGUUUAUUUGCAAAGAUAAUUGUGAAUUCAAAUUUUACUAAUGCAUUGUUUAGCAUGAACAUAUACAAAAGCACAGCGCGGAUAGCACUUAAAAUAUUCGAAAUGUUGCGAAAAGCUCAGAACUUGAUCAUGUUAUAUAGUUCAAAGAUUACUUUAGUGAAAGGUUAGACGUCUAUAUAGAUGAUUAAUGUCGAAAUUUCAAAUGACAAAGUCACAGUGGCAUGACUAUGUUAUCCACACAAUAACUGGAUGAUUCUUCGAAUCGUAUACAUAUGGAUGAAGGGUAGGUUUUGACUAAAGUUGAACCUUAAUAUGUUAAAUAAUUAAAUACGGCCAAAUCAAAUUGAAUACUCUGCUUCAAGUAGGGGAGAGGGGUGGUGAAAUACAUCUUGUGUAAACAACUAUUGUUUUCAAAACAGUGCAAAUACUCGUUUAUGCAGCAAUCUAACUAGACUUGCUGCUUGAGCAUUCGUGUGUGCGUCUGCAUGUUUGAGUAUUCCGGGCACGAUUGAAAUAUGGUUCCGCGCAGCAACAAAUCCAAUAAUGAAAGGCUGGGCUUUUAUCACUAAAUGCUUCAUGCUAUAUUCCUACGUAACAUGGGUACCGUUAAUUUACUACCAAAUCAAGCAAGUUAGAUAAAAGUUGUCGACUUAUACGUAUUUUUGUAUUCAUCAUGAAAAUAGAAAUAUAUCCAUCUCAUUAGCAAGGGUAAUUUGAUUAACGUGCCACGUUGUGUGUGUGUUUACAUAAGUAUGCCGUUUAAUGAUUGUUGUCAUAAACAAAAUUAAGAGGUUGAUGAAUAGAUUCAAAUUUUUUAUUCUGUAAUUACAGCAAACCACAUGUGUACGCUAAUACAUUCUUGAAAUGACAAUGUUGUCCCCUUUAUUUAACUUCAUAUUUGUCUGAAUAUAACAGUUGAGUGACGUGUUGUUUGUGCCUUCUGUAAUUAUCUAUGCUUUUAUAAACUUUCAACUGUAUAUGUAUGGUGUGGAGAUCUUUUGACAAGUGUUUGCAAAGCAUGCUCGGGUUCGUGUUGUGUGUGUAAAAUGUACGCCCUGUUGUGUUUGUCUGCAAUUCGUUUGCUUGCUUAACUGGUAAAUGUUGCCCAAUACCUCAUACUAAGUGAUUUUAUUAAUAGCAUAAUGUACAUAUAACAGAUUAAUAAGUUAACACUAAUUUGAUUCGGGACUGAAAAAUAAUCUGCCUAUAUAAGAUGUAAUUAAAAUACCCCGCGUGAUACGACUAUGUGCCUUAGUACAUAGCCUCAAGAAAUGGCUCUACAACCCUAUACUUUGAAAAUAAAUCAAAUUUUCAACUAAUUAGACCAUAAUACCUUGAGUAACUUAAUCAGUCAGGUAGUGAAGCGUCUUUCCAGACUUUGAACGCACGGGUUGGUCUGGAGUUACGAAAGUCGCAUAUUGUAAAUUGCACAUUUUAGCAUUACGCGGCUAAAAUGGAAAUGCAUGUAUACUCUACAUAUAUCUCAUUGUCAACCAUUUUCUACAAUGCUUGCAAGCUUAUUGGUAAAUAAAGUUGUUUAACAGAUCAACAGAUAUUUAGAAAAAAACUACACAUUUCUUAACGGUAUGUAUGCUUUAAGUGCGAUACAAUGCAAUCUACUAUUGCUAAAUCCCAUAUACAUGCAUGCGUUUGUAUUUGUUUCAUACCCUGUGUGUAUACACAAAGCAUUUACGUUUACACUUGUACUAGAAUAUAAAUCAGAAUUAGUGUUUGCAAAUUAUAUUAAUUUAUUUAUAAAUGCGAUGUGCUAAUUUCUUUUACAAAAAGACACACGGAUAAUAACUUCAUUUCUUUUCUUAUACUGUGUUUGGAGUUUUUGUUUUAUAAAUAAAAGUUAUUGAAAGGUACGUGUUUGUGUCCUAGUUAUCUCUUUGGACACUAAAGCUGCUUCAUUGUAAAAAAUACCCAGUGCAGCUGUAAAAAUACAGAAAUAUGUGCAAGUUAACAAUUACAAUUGCAUUGAAAUAUAUAUUUAAUUAAUA
Messenger RNA from Dreissena polymorpha, 3419 nucleotides. RefSeq names its product protocadherin Fat 1-like. The transcript has 10 exons. Lineage: Eukaryota; Metazoa; Mollusca; Bivalvia; Myida; Dreissenidae. The record is from RefSeq and is a predicted model, not a curated record. Gene Ontology annotation, biological process: heterophilic cell-cell adhesion; homophilic cell-cell adhesion; establishment or maintenance of epithelial cell apical/basal polarity. Bases 177 to 1214 code for a protein of 345 amino acids. Gene Ontology annotation, molecular function: calcium ion binding. Gene Ontology annotation, cellular component: plasma membrane; protein-containing complex.